Molecule: messenger RNA, 4049 nt
Organism: Malaclemys terrapin pileata
Lineage: Eukaryota; Metazoa; Chordata; Testudines; Emydidae
Gene: RALGPS2
Product: Ral GEF with PH domain and SH3 binding motif 2
Exons: 22
Coding region: 474-2228 (584 amino acids)
Biological process (GO): Ras protein signal transduction; positive regulation of GTPase activity
Cellular component (GO): plasma membrane
Molecular function (GO): guanyl-nucleotide exchange factor activity
Source: RefSeq, a predicted model, not a curated record
UGGUGCUGCUGUUCCCUCCCCCCACCUCGGGUCAGGUAGCCGCUACUGAAUGACAGUAAUCCAGACAGGGUGAGCUGCAGCGGCGGCGGCCCCGAGCGCGGGAGCCCGCCUGGCGGACGGAGUGGUUCCUUCCCCGCUCCGUCUCCUUCGCAGGAUUCAGAGAACAGGAGUGGUUCAUGUCCAGAGUGAAGACGUGCUCCCAGACACUUCUGUCUUACAUCUCAUCUGAUGCAGUGGGGUCCAAGGGAUGUACCAGUCUUCAGGCGAUGGAAGUGGGCAAAUCACUGGGUGCUGGAGCACCAUGAGGAGAAUUCAGGAAUGUGGGAGAUGUGCAUCAAAGCAGCUACUGGAUUAUUGUGCCAACAAGUAGUAAAACAAGCACAUUCACAGGAAUGAUUACUCUGUUGCCUUGGAAAUGAAGUGACCACCCUGCUGCUGUAAAUGUAGGGCAGAAGAUCAAUGGUGUGGGCAGUAUGGAGCUAAUGAAUGGGCAGCUGAGCAAUGUUAAUAUUGCCGCUACUGCUUCAGAGAAGAGUAGCAGCUCUGAAUCCUUAAGUGAUAAAGGUUCUGCUGAACUGAAGAAAAGCUUUGAUGCAGUGGUAUUCGACGUUCUCAAGGUUACACCAGAAGAAUACGCCGGUCAGAUAACACUAAUGGAUGUCCCAGUAUUUAAAGCUAUUCAGCCAGAGGAAUUGUCAAGUUGUGGGUGGAAUAAGAAAGAGAAGUACAGUUCUGCUCCAAAUGCAGUUGCCUUCACAAGAAGAUUCAACCAUGUAAGCUUCUGGGUCGUUAGAGAGAUUCUUCAUGCACAAACUUUAAAAAUAAGAGCUGAAGUUUUGAGCCACUAUAUUAAAACUGCUAAGAAACUUUAUGAGCUGAAUAACCUGCAUGCCCUUAUGGCAGUGGUGUCUGGAUUGCAAAGUGCCCCCAUCUUCAGGCUGACUAAAACUUGGGCGUUAUUGAGCCGAAAAGACAAAACUACCUUUGAAAAGUUGGAGUAUGUUAUGAGUAAAGAAGAUAAUUACAAACGACUUAGAGACUAUAUUAACAGCUUGAAGAUGACUCCUUGUAUUCCUUAUUUAGGUAUUUAUCUCUCGGACUUGACGUAUAUUGACUCCGCAUACCCAUCUACAGGGAGCAUUCUGGAAAGCGAGCAAAGAUCAAAUUUAAUGAACAACAUACUUAGAAUAAUCUCAGAUUUUCAGCAGUCCUGUGAAUAUGAUAUUCCUCUGUUGCCUCAUGUCCAAAAAUACUUGAACUCAGUUCAAUACAUAGAAGAGCUACAAAAGUUUGUGGAAGAUGACAAUUACAAGCUUUCAUUAAAGAUAGAGCCAGGAACCAGCACCCCUCGUUCUGCUGCUUCCAGAGAAGAUUUAGUAGGCUCUGAAGUGGGAGCAUCUCCACAAAGUGCACGGAAAAAUGUUGCAGCUGAAGGAGCAUUGCUCCCACCAACUCCCCCAUCACCUAGGAACCUGAUACCACAUGGGCAUAGGAAAUGUCACAGCUUGGGUUACAAUUUCAUACACAAAAUGAAUACAGCAGAGUUUAAAAGUGCAACAUUCCCCAACGCAGGACCAAGACACCUAUUGGACGACAGUGUCAUGGAACCUCAUGCCCCAUCCAGAGGGCAAGCAGAGAGCUCCACCCUUUCGAGUGGAAUUUCAAUAGGUAGCAGUGAUGGUUCAGAACUUAGUGAAGAGACUUCAUGGCCAGCAUUUGAAAGGAACAGAUUAUACCAUUCUCUCGGUCCGGUGACAAGAGUGGCACGAAAUGGCUAUCGAGGCCACAUGAAGGCCAGCAGUUCUGCAGAAUCUGAAGAUUUGGCUGUUCAUUUGUAUCCAGGAGCAGUUACUAUUCAAGGUGUUCUCAGGAGGAAGACUUUACUGAAGGAAGGCAAAAAGCCUACCGUAGCAUCUUGGACAAAAUACUGGGCAGCACUGUGUGGAACCCAGCUUUUUUACUAUGCUGCAAAGUCUCUGAAGGCUACAGAGAGAAAACAUUUCAAAUCUACACCAAGUAAAAAUGUGUCAGUGGUAGGAUGGAUGGUGAUGAUGGCUGAUGACCCAGAACAUCCUGAUCUCUUCUUGCUGACUGAUUCUGAAAAGGGAAAUUCAUACAAGUUUCAAGCUGGUAACAGAAUGAAUGCAAUGCUGUGGUUCAAACAUCUGAGCGCUGCCUGCCAAAGCAACAGACAACAGGUUCCUGCCAACUUGAUGUCUUUUGAGUAAAAAGCUAAUUCAAAACAUGAAAGAGAACAAUUUGAUGAACUGUUUCUCAUAAUUUGAGCAUGACGUCCUGAAGAAAGCGUGCCAGCUAUAAAUUUAUUUCUGAGCCAGAACAGAACCUAAAGACUCAAUCUCUAAACGCUGGAGUACUAACAGUUUGGGGAAUGGAUUCCCUUGAGUGAAAAAUGGAGUUGCACCAUGAACUGCCAUGGACCAUGCUUCUUAAUAUUUUCUGAACUGACCUGUGGAAACCACUGCCUUAAAGAGUGAAAGGAAAACCAACAUGCAACACCAAAUAGUGUGUGUGAAACUUAUGGCGGUGCUGUGCUUGGGUUAAAUAGGUUGUAGCUAAUUUGCAUUUCUUUUAACUUUAUACUAAUUUGGGGGGGGAAAUCACCUUUUUAGUAUUCUUUAAAAAGGGUAUAACCAUAUUUCUUAAGGGUUGCAUCAACAGCUGGGUUUAGACUAAGGACAUAACGGUACUUACACAUUCUAGGGAUGGUGUUUAGACUAUACUAGCAGCCUUCAAUUGGAGCUUCUCUCAUGCUCACUUGAUCUGGAGCAUCAUUAGUUUUCUCAGACCUAGACUAUGAGAGCUGUAACAAAUGCAACGUUUUUUGUUUGUUUUGUUUUGUUUGUUUUAAGUACUAAACUUGGUAACCUUAGUACUGUAUAGGAACCUUACUUCCUGCCAGUGGCACAAAGGCUGAGUGUUUGUACAGCACACUUUUUCUUGUAAGCAGGAUCGUGAUACAUGCUUGUCUAGUUCCUGGUUGAAGAAUAGUCUGAUUUGGGUUUUUUAAGUGGGAGCUGUGAGGUGUCAUCAGGUCAGAACUGAGUGUUUCCUUCCCAUUGUGUUUCUACACUGGUUACUUUCCUCCAUGUGAUGGUUCCACUACACAACAAACACUGGAUAUAGCUCACAGAGAUGUUUUACUUCUCUGGAGGGAUGUUCCCCUAGCUACAGUUAAAGGGAGGGAAAAGCAGAAGACCCUUUCUCAGGGUAAAAUGCUUCAGAGUAUCAGUUUUAUAAGACCUCUUUUUUACAGUGUUUGAGAGAGACAAUCUCAGAGUUUCCAUAUUUUCAUUUUGAAAAAAUGGUUUUAAUUAUCUGUAUUGUUCAAGAUUUAGGAGCUCGAACUAUAUUUGCAAUUCCUAGAGAAGUUUAUUCUAGGAAAGAAAAAUAGGGUGGACUAGAUAAUCAAAACCUUUUUCCUAUAUAUGAGUAAUUCUUUGUCACUAAACGUACUUCCACAAAAAAUUUAAAAUCCCAAACUGGAGGACAAAUUUGCUGUGUUCUAUGCAUUAAAUUUUCAUUCAUGCCUUAUUUUGGGUUCUUUUAAGUUACUUAAUUAUAAUCUCUUGUACACAAAGCCCUAUUUAACAUUCGAAACAUUGAUCUUUAUAAAUAUGGAAGAAAUUCUAAUAGUGUCGAGGAAAACUUCUUGAAAAGUGGUAGAUAUUCCACUGAGAUUGUAAUUCAAAAGCAGUAAAUAAGCUUACAGUUGCACCCCUAAACUUUCUAAAACUAUCCAGUAGUCUGAGGUAAUGAGUUCUCUUGAUAAUCUUAAAAAAAAAAAAAAAUUCCAGAGGUGGUAAUUUGUUUGGUAAUGUACACUUCAUUUAUUAAAUCAGGGUAAGAGGAUAGAGUUUCAGACAUUAAAGUUCCCAGAAUCAAUAUCGCAUUUUCUUAACAGAAAUCAUUAGUUUUUGACUGAUGAGGCAGAGGAGGAAGGUUGCUGUCCCUACUGAGAGAACAAACUAGCAUAAAGAGAGAACCAUUCUUGGGGAGGAGAGAGGUGGAAAGUUGGGGCGUUUCCAAAU